AUACUUUGCAGUUGAAAAGCCAUGGCAUGCUAUAAACUGAUCAUUAGACGACAGUGUGCUGGAUAAGGCUGGGAGCAGCAUUCGCUUGUUUGCCUCUGCUCAUUAUACUCCCGUCUUGUCUGCCUGCACGGCUCUUAAUACGCGCUCUAUUUACACUACAGAACGAAACGAGCUUACAUAGAAAGAAGCGUUAAUGAAUUAUAUGUACACAGGCGAUCCACCAAAUAAACUUAUUCAUGCCGGCCGUAUACUGUACAUUAAAUGCAGUUCGACGGAUCUCGCUGUUUCGACCUGGCUUGGAUACUGUCGUCAUUUAAUUCUCCGAUCUAAUGUUGAGAAUUGUAUUUGAUCAGCUUGAUAACUAUAGUUGACAUGCUCAUAUUACCUUCAUCUGUUGUUUAAAAAAAAUCUGCGACAAAAAAUCUAGCAAUUUGUGAAGGAACAAGUGGGAUAUAAUAUCAAAGCAAGAUGCCGUGCGUUCGCAUGCGCCGAUCGGAUUCGAUCGCUACUGUUUCGAGCGACAGCAGUGACGACAGUAGUUUGGUCAUCCUGUUACGGCACGUUAAUAUGACGGUGAGUAUUUCCUUGAUCGUCGGAACAAUCAUCGGAUCCGGAAUCUUCGUUUCGCCGAAAGAGAUCCUCGAAUAUACGGGAACGAUAGGUAUGUCGCUCGUAGUAUGGAUAGUGUGCGGUAUUUUCUCAACUAUCGGUGCCCUGUGCUACGCGGAACUCGGCACAACUUUUUCCAAAUCGGGAGGCGAUUAUACAUAUUUACUGGAAGCUUUCGGGCCGCUGGUUGCAUUUUUACGCGUGUGGACGUCUAUUGUAGCGGUGCGGACGGGCAGCUGGGCAAUUAUAUCGGUAACGUUUGCAAGGUACCUUACGGAACCAUUUCUCCAUAAUUGCGAUGAAGAACCGGUGAUAGCUGUGAGACUCCUAUCUGCUGCUAUUCUGUUUGUCAUAUUCUUCGUGAACUCUGUAAGUGUGCCGCUGAGUACGCGACUUCAGAUAUUCUUGUGCAUCGUUAAAAUUGUUGGACUAUUUCUAAUUAUCAUUGUCGGAGCCUAUCACUUUAUCAACGGUCCAACUGAUCCAUCGAAACCUGGAAAAUUCGACCGGCCGUUUGAAAGUCAUAAUAGUGAAUUUAAUUGGCAAAAACUACCGAAUGCUUUUUUCAACGUUUUGUUUGCUUAUUCUGGGUGGCAGUUUUAUGUGCAGACUACGGAAGAGAUAAGAAACCCUAAUAGAUACAUUAUGCCCAACUAUUGGACCCACAUCCAGUCUCAGUAUAGAAUUCAGGAUGAAAAAGAAUGGCUCUUAUCUUCAUAUGACUGCUAUGAAACUGCCUCUUCAAACUGGUCAAGAUAUGAUAAACGGCUUUCUUCCUGCACGAAUUAUUCAGAAGGAAUGCCAGUUUAAUGCAAAUUAAUUGACAUUUUGAACCAUGCUG
Messenger RNA from Anneissia japonica, 1450 nucleotides. Its product is annotated as cystine/glutamate transporter-like. Lineage: Eukaryota; Metazoa; Echinodermata; Crinoidea; Comatulida; Comatulidae. The record is from RefSeq and is a predicted model, not a curated record. Gene Ontology annotation, cellular component: membrane. Gene Ontology annotation, molecular function: L-amino acid transmembrane transporter activity. Gene Ontology annotation, biological process: amino acid transmembrane transport. The transcript is spliced from 5 exons. The coding region runs from base 469 to 1419 and encodes 316 amino acids.